Messenger RNA from Pelodiscus sinensis (Chinese soft-shelled turtle), 5786 nucleotides. Lineage: Eukaryota; Metazoa; Chordata; Testudines; Trionychidae. The record is from RefSeq and is a predicted model, not a curated record.
UGAGUGUCUUUGGCGAUGUUUGUAAUUCCCAGAGGUCCUGUGCAGCAGCCGCUUGAGGAUCGGAUCUUCACUCCGACUGUCUCAGCUGUGUACAGCACUGUAACACAGGUAGCAAGACAACCAGGACCUCCUGCUCCAUCCCCUUACUCUGCACAUGAAAUAAACAAGGGACACCCAAAUCUUGCUGCAACGCCACCAGGACAUGCAUCAUCCCCUGGACUUUCACAGCAGCCAGGAGGGAGGAGGGACAGAAGCUUUCAACCCCACCCAAGAGCCAACAGUCUUUUUGAAGAUCCAAGGGAUCUGGUGCAAAGGAUUCUGGGAUGUGGGAUGACCCCUUACCCCUCAGGGCAGAAUGCAGCUCCAGCCACAUUGGUGUACCCCCAAACUCCUCAAACAAUGAACACGCAGCCUCAGACACGCUCUCCGUUUGCAGCGGGGCCUCGACCUGCCCAUCAUCAGGGAGGAUUCAGACCCAUCCAGUUUUUUCAGAGGCCUCAAAUUCAGCCUUCUAGAGCUGCCAUCCAGAACAGCAACCCUUCUAUCCGUCCUGGUGCACAAACACCAACUGCAGUGUAUCAAACCAACCAACACAUCAUGAUGGUUAACCAUCUGCCAAUGCCGUAUCCAAUGCCCCAGGGCCCCCAAUACUGUAUACCACAGUAUCGUCACAGUGGCCCUCCUUAUGUUGGGCCACCACAGCAGUAUCCUGUUCAACCGCCAGGGCCAGGGCCGUACUAUCCAGGUCCCGGUCCCGGAGAAUUCCCCAAUGCCUAUGGAACACCGUUCUACCCAAGUCAGACAGUGUAUCAGUCAACACCCAUCAUAGUGCCUACACAGCAACAACAACCGCCUCCACCAGCGAAAAGAGAGAAAAAAACAAUCCGAAUCCGGGAUCCAAACCAGGGAGGCAAAGACAUAACAGAAGAAAUAAUGUCUGGAGGUGGCAGCAGGAACCCUACGCCUCCCAUCGUGAGACCCACCUCUACACCUACUCCUCCGCAGCUGUCCAGCCAGGUCCCAGAGCACAUCCCUGUGGUUUAUGGGACUGUGGAGAACACUCCUCUAGCUGCCAGCACCCCUGUCACUGCAACUAGCGACCCGAAGCAAGAAGAGAAAGCAAAACCAGAUCCAGUAUUAAAAUCUCCUUCCCCAGUUCUCAGACCAGAGCCUAGUGGGGAGAAAAAAGGUCCAGCUGGCCAGACAUCUGAAACUGCUUCAGUGGAACCACCACCAGAGCUUCCUCUUGCAGAAUCACCAGUCCCUGUUGCUCCGAAUGCAGGUGUAACUGCAGCUGCUGUUGCUGCUGUUUCUAGUGUAUCUACAUUCACAGCUGACUCAGAGGAGAGAUGUGAAAUAACUUCCCCGACAGAGGACACUAUGCCUAUAUCCAAUGCCACACCCUUCACAGAAGAAUCGGACCCUUUACCAACAGAAGAGGCUGAUGCUGAUAUGUGCAAAGAGCCUUCUAAUGUAGCACCUAGUGAUAUUCCCGUGACUGCUAGUACUAAUCUAAUUAAUGACAUGAAUGGAGUUAGUGAAAAAGCUCCUAUGGAUGGCACAACAGAAAUAGUUCAGAUGGAAGUUGCUUCAUUGACUGUUGAACUGGAGAGUUUGGAAGGUCCUCCUGUAGAAGUAGAAAUUGUACCAUCUCCCAUUGCUCUUUCCACCUCUCCCUCUCCUCCUCCAACUCCUCCUGUUCCUGUAGCUGCUGCUGUUAUCACUGUAAUUCCUCCUUCCCUUCCUCCUCCUCCUCCUCCUCUUCCACCUAGUUCCCUCCCUGCUCUUCAGGGAGAUUUAGAUGGAGAGGAGAGCAGAAGAAUUCCUCUUAUCGAAGAUGUAAAAGAUACUCAAAAGAAGGAAGAGAUGGAAGAAGAUGGGCAACCAGAGGGGAAUGCAGAGUCUCAGAAUUUAACCUUCAGGAAGAGCCCUGUACCAGCCCAAACAGCUGUAACUGCACCAAAGAUGUGGAAGAAGCCAAAAGAUCGGACCCAAGCCACUGAGGAGGUGUUAGAGGCGGAAACAGAGCCUAAAGCCGAAGAGGAACUUUCAGGUGACAAAGUAUCUGAAUCUGAACAGGAUAAAAUGAGCCAUGAGUUCCACCUGGAAAGAGAUACCUCUGAGCUUAAAAAAGCAAACAUUUUGGAAGAAAAUGGAGAGCAGGAAGCAGAGCCUGUACGUAACGGUGCUGAGUGUAUUUCAGAGAGUGAAGGAGCUGAUGCUAAUUCAGGCUCCAUUGAGAGCUCUGGUGAAGGGCUAGUAUUCCAAUAUAAACCAGAGCAGUGGAAGCCCACGGAUCCUGACGGGAAGAAACAGUAUGAUAGGGAGUUCCUGCUCGAUUUCCAGUUCAUGCCCGCCUGUAUACAGAAACCAGAAGGGCUGCCUCCCAUUAGUGACGUGGUGCUCGACAAGAUUAAUCAGCCAAAAUUGCCAGUGAGAACUCUAGACCCUCGUAUAUUGCCUCGAGGACCAGACUUCACACCAGCCUUUGCCGAUUUUGGGAGGCAAACAUCUGGGGCAAGAGGUGUUGCUGCCUGCAAAGUGCAGCACAACCCUGGAUUGCCUUCUCUGGCUCGGUGUGGCACCCCAGCAUGCCCUCUGUUGAUCUCAUCUCACCCACCAUUGAGGAACCUGCCAAUAGGGUUGCUAAAUGUUGGACCACGACGAUCACAGCCAAACCAGAGGAGGGAGCCCAGGAAGAUCAUCACUGUAUGUGUGAAAGAAGAUGUCCACCUGAAGAAAGCAGAAAAUGCCUGGAAACCAAGCCUGAAAAGAGACAGCCAGGUUGAAGACUCUGAAAAUAUAAAAACCCAGGAGCUGUUCCGCAAAGUUCGAAGUAUCUUAAACAAAUUGACGCCACAGAUGUUCAAUCAGCUAAUGAAGCAAGUAACGGAUCUGACUGUAGACACAGAAGAGAGGCUGAAAGGAGUCAUUGACCUGGUCUUUGAGAAAGCCAUCGAUGAGCCCAGCUUCUCUGUGGCUUAUGCGAAUAUGUGUAGAUGUCUUGUAACGCUGAAAGUACCUAUGACAGACAAGCCUGGGAGCACAGUAAAUUUCCGCAAGUUGCUACUGAAUCGUUGCCAGAAGGAAUUUGAAAAAGACAAAGCCGAUGAUGAUGUUUUUGAGAAGAAGCAGAAAGAGCUUGAAGCUGCUACCGCUCCUGAGGAGAAGACACGGCUCCAUGACGAGCUAGAGGAGGCCAAGGACAAGGCUCGACGGAGAUCCAUUGGAAACAUCAAAUUCAUUGGUGAGCUCUUCAAACUGAAAAUGCUGACAGAAGCCAUCAUGCAUGACUGUGUGGUGAAGCUGCUUAAGAACCAUGAUGAGGAGUCCCUGGAGUGCCUUUGCCGCCUGCUCACAACCAUUGGCAAGGACUUGGACUUUGAGAAAGCAAAGCCCCGUAUGGACCAGUAUUUUAAUCAAAUGGAGAAGAUUGUGAAAGAGAGAAAAACAUCCUCCAGGAUUCGGUUUAUGCUUCAGGAUGUAAUAGACCUAAGACUGUGCAACUGGAUAUCCCGGAGAGCAGAUCAAGGCCCCAAAACCAUUGAGCAGAUUCACAAAGAAGCAAAAAUUGAAGAGCAAGAAGAGCAGAGAAAGGUCCAGCAACUCAUGACUAAAGAGAAGAGAAGACCAGGUGUCCAGAGGAUAGAUGAAGGUGGAUGGAACACUGUUCAGGGGGCAAAGAACAGUCGUGUGCUUGACCCCACCAAAUUCCUUAAAAUCACCAAGUCCACAAUAGAUGAGAAGAUUCAGCUUGUGCCUAAAGCCCAGUUGGGCAGCUGGGGGAAGGGUAGCAGUGGUGGAGCAAAAGCAAGUGAGAUUGAGUCCUUACGACCAAGUGCCACUAGUUUGAACAGAUUCUCUGCACUGCAGCCCCCAGUGUCAUCUGGGUCUUCUUCUGUAUCCUCAGAAUUAGAGUCUCGCAGGGCCUUAACUAGUCGUGGAAGCACAGGCAGGGAGAAGAAUGACAAACCUGUCCUAUCUUCAGUCUCACGUCCAAACACCUUCCUGCGGGGCAGCAGCAGUAAAGAGCUGCUGCUAGACAAUCAGGCGCAAGAAGAACAGCGGCGAGAGAUGCUUGAAACAGUGAAGCAGCUAACAGGUGGCAUGGACGUGGAUAGAAACAGCACAGACACAGACAGGAACAAAGCCAAGGAAACUGCCAAGCCAGAAACUCACUCAGCUUCAGUACAAGAUAAAUCUUCACUGUCAGAAGAGGAAAUGGAGAGAAAGUGCAAAUCCAUCAUUGAUGAGUUCUUGCACAUUAACGAUUAUAAGGAAGCAAUGCAGUGUGUGGAGGAGUUGAAUGCCCAGAGUCUGUUGCCCAUUUUUGUACGAGUAGGAGUGGAGUCUACUCUGGAGAGGAGUCAGAUCACCAGGGAUCAUAUGGGCCAGUUACUCUAUCAGUUGGUGCAGUCGGAAAAGCUGAGCAAACAGGAUUUCUUCAAGGGGUUUUCAGACACCUUGGAGCUGGCAGAUGAUAUGGCCAUAGAUAUACCACAUAUUUGGUUGUAUCUAGCUGAAUUGGUGACUCCCAUGUUAAAAGAAGGAGGAAUCUCUAUGAGAGAACUUAUGACAGAAUUUAGCAAACCUUUACUUCCUGUGGGAAGAGCUGGGGUCUUGCUUUCUGAAAUAUUGCACCUUCUAUGCAAACAAAUGAGCCAUAAGAAAGUAGGAGCCUUAUGGAGGGAGGCUGGCCUCAGUUGGAAGGACUAUUUACCUGAAGGGGAGGAUGUAAAUACCUUUCUCAUUGAGCAGAGCUUAGACUUCACAGUGUCUGACUGUUCCAGUUCCUCCGAAGCACUUUCAGAGGAAGAACUCUCUGCCGAUGAGCUAAACAAACAGCUAGAAAAACUCAUUAUUGAUGACAAGGCGAAUGAUGAACAAAUCUUUGAUUGGGUAGAGGCUAAUCUAGAUGAAAGCGAGAUGAGUUCACCUACAUUCCUUAGAGCUUUAAUGACAGCAGUUUGUAAAGCAGCCAUUAUAGUGGAUUCUUCUAAUUUCCGUGUGGACACUGCUGUUAUCAAGCAGCGAGUUCCGAUCUUACUCAAGUACCUAGACUCGGAUACAGAGAAGGAACUACAAGCACUUUAUGCACUACAAGCAUCAAUAGUAAAACUUGAUCAGCCUCCUAAUCUGUUACGGAUGUUUUUUGACUGCCUGUAUGACGAGGAGGUGAUAUCAGAAGAUGCCUUCUACAAAUGGGAAAGCAGCAAGGACCCAGCAGAGCAGAAUGGGAAAGGAGUAGCACUGAAAUCAGUGACAGCAUUUUUCACAUGGCUACGGGAGGCUGAAGAGGAAUCAGAGGAUAAUUAAAACUUAAAAUACAGAAAACAAAACAAAAAACAAUUUAAGUAUUUUUUUAAAAAGUUUCACGUCUUCGCCAAUCACGGUGCAGCAAGGCCAAUUCUCGCGCAUAACCCCCUCCUUCUCCCACACAUGCACGAGUGGGAGAGGAAAAAAUAGAUAAACAUAAAGGUGAUCAUGGAGGAAAAAGGUACUUGAGGAAAAAAAGUAAACUUCAGACCUGAGGGCGGGAGCACUAUACCAAAAUACAUGUAUUAUUUAUAGAAAAUAUUUUCUGUUUUAAUCAUUUUUUUCUUUUCUUUUUAAACAAGGACUCAUACUUUUAAAAACAGAUCUGUUUAGCAAAAAAAAGUUGAAAACAUUAAUUUAUUAUUUUAAGGACUGCAAAUGCCAGUGUAAUUCUUAAAUUUGCAGUUUCUGUAAACAAAUUGUAUGAUAGAAAAAAGCAGAGAAAUAAAUGUCCCUCCCCUUCAGCUGCA